AGGGAGCGUCCUUUAUCACCGGCUUGAAAGCAAGCUUAAGGUGCUCACAUCGUAGGUCUGGGUACGGGAAUCCUCCUGUAGGAAAAAACCAGUCCUUUUCACACGACGCAGCAGAUUUUGAUAGCUCACCGGAAACGAACUCCACCUCCUUUAGACAACAUAAUUCCCAUUUAUAGAUUGUCAAAUUCAAAUUAGGGUUUUGUUGUAUUAUUUUUCCGUUGAUGGCGUCAUCCAGUUUAUCAUCAUACAGAGAUCGGACUACAGAAUUUCAUUCGUUAUCUGAAAGAUUGAAGAAGAUCGAAGGAGUAGGUAUAAUAAACGAUCCUGAAACAUCAAAAUCAUCAACACCUGUAGAUGUUUUAUCACAAUCCGAUUUCAAAAAGAAGGCUUCCAAAAUCGGUUUGGGGAUCUAUGAAGCAUCUCAGAAGAUCACUAGACUCGCUAAAUUGGCAAAAAGAUCGUCAAUGUUUGAUGACCCACUUGUGGAAAUUCAAGAACUUACAGCUUUAAUAAAGAACGACAUUACGAUGCUGAAUAUGGCAGUUUCAGAUUUACAAACCCUUCAAAACUUAGAAAUAUCAGAUGGAAACUGUUCAAAGGAUAGAGUUGUUCAUGCAACUACUAUAUGUGAUGACCUAAAGAACAGGCUUAUGGGAACUACAAAACAGUUUCAGGAAGUUUUAACUGCAAGGACAGAGAAUCUUAAGGCUCAUGAAAAUAGGAAACAGAUCUUCUCCACAAAUACAACUAGAGAGAAUCCAUUUCUUACUCAACCAAAGCCCAUCACUGAACCACCUCCUUGGUCUAAUAAUUCUGAUGCAUCCGCCGCAUUGCAACCACCAGCAAUACCCUCGAAUGGAGCUCAGGGUGGCAACCAACUGAGACGGCGAUUAGCUGUGGAUAACCCAACCCCGCAGAUGGAAGCGGCUAUGUUGCAGCAGGUUGUUCCGAGGCAGGAAAACUACUCUCAAAGCCGAACAGUUGCUCUUCAGAACGUGGAAUCCACUAUUACCGAACUAAGUGGGAUUUUUGCACAGUUGGCCACAAUGGUUGCACAUCAAGGAGAACUGGCUAUCAGGAUUGAUGAUAACCUGGACGAUUCGUUAGCAAAUGUUGACAAUGCACGCAGUGCUCUUCUGAAGCAUUUGAAUAAAAUAUCUUCAAACAGGUGGCUUCUAAUCAAGAUAUUUGCCGUUCUGAUCUUUUUCCUGAUUAUAUUUGUGUUCUUUGUGGUUUAGUGUAUUCGUUCAGAUUUGAGAAUGAGCAAAUUGUCGCACACAUAAUUCGGCUCUCUAUUUCAUAUGACCUGAGCUUUAUGCAACGUUGUGCCAAAAAUUAGGUUAUUUUGUUAUGAACAGUUCAUAUCCCCCUUGUUAUGUAAAUCCGUUCUACCACACCAUUUAUUGUAUUUGUUUUGAGGUUAUCAAAUCCUUAGGGUGACGGGUAGCCUCUUAGUAGAUUUAUACAUUGCUGAGAUUAUGUAAAAUUGUCCAUCAGUGACUCGGUGUCAUUUUCUUUUGUUUUGUUUGUAAGAAUUAAUGGAGCAUCUCAAGUCAUCCUUAAUAUAUGUGAUGUGAUUUUAUUUGAUGCCAA
This is a messenger RNA of Papaver somniferum (opium poppy), 1593 nucleotides long. RefSeq names its product syntaxin-31-like. The record is from RefSeq and is a predicted model, not a curated record. Gene Ontology annotation, molecular function: SNARE binding; SNAP receptor activity. Gene Ontology annotation, biological process: endoplasmic reticulum to Golgi vesicle-mediated transport; vesicle fusion; intracellular protein transport. Bases 222 to 1238 code for a protein of 338 amino acids. Gene Ontology annotation, cellular component: Golgi membrane; SNARE complex; endomembrane system. The transcript is spliced from 6 exons. Lineage: Eukaryota; Viridiplantae; Streptophyta; Magnoliopsida; Ranunculales; Papaveraceae.